AAAGACCUUGCCCUCAUUGCUGUGAAAAUUUCUUCUCGUUACCUUGAUUCAAUCGAACCUCAUCUUCCGUGACAAUUACACCUUCGCUGCGACCCUGGCGAUAUCAAAUACCUGUUCUGGCUUCUCUCCAUAUGGCGCCUUUUAGAGAAAUUGUCAGCACCGACGCCGGGUUUUCAGCUGGCUCAUACGUUUACAAGAUCAUCUCCACAUCGCCACGACAAGACCCUCUUACCUACUCUCUUACAGACCAACUAGCCUUGAUAUCAUCAGACAACUCUCUCCGCUUUCUAACAGCAGAUCUACAACCUGAUGGUCACGUCGCCAAGGCCCACGACAACAUCACGUGCCUAGAACGAGCAAAUGAUGCGCCCAGCAACGUAGUCGCGACUGCAGGAAGAGAUGGAUUGGUCAAAUUCUGGGAUAAGCGAAGCAAGCAAAGAGUUCUGCAAAUCGAAAGCCCACACAAACUCAUUUCAGCACUGGUAUGCGAUGCUCAGAAGAACUUUGUCGCAGCCGGUGUUGAGAACCCAGAAGACGGACCCAACAGCUCCCCAGUCUACAUCUGGGACCAGCGCAAUAUCUCAGCACCCUUACACUCCUACAUAGAUUCACACACAGACACUGUGACAAACCUCUCCUUGCACCCUUCCCUCCCAAAUCUGCUUCUCUCAUCCAGCACAGAUGGACUCGUCAACGUCUUCGACAGCACCCAGGUAGAUGAAGACGACGCCUUGUACCAAGUUAUCAACCACGGCUCUGCCAUUGCCCAUGCAGGCUUCCUGUAUCCCGGCACAGACAUUUACACCAUUGGCACGGACGAGACGGUAAGUUUCUACGCGUUACAGAGCCAAAAAGAGGACGAAGAGGAGCCAGCGCCCAAAGUGUGUGGUGACGUGAGAGAAGAGCUGGGCUGCGAGUAUGUGAUUGAUUUGUGCUGGGUUGGCCCGCAGCCAUGCGUAGCAGCCGGGAGACACAGCGAGAAACAAGCCACUCUCACACCAAUCACCAAAGGCACAAACGGCCCCUUGGAUUACGCCUUCGAUCUUGCAAAUGCUACUUCGCUUGCAGGCGCUCAUGGGGAAGAAAUCGUUCGCGACCUCUUCACUGAUGUACACACACACACUACAUACACCUGUGGCGAAGACGGCCAGAUUCGCGCAUGGAAGAUUUCAGACAGCGCAGACAUGCACGAAGGUGAUGGCGCGGCAUCGGUGAAAAAGAAGCGUAAGGAGAAGAAAGACAAGGACAAGGCUAGGUUUAAGCCGUAUUAGAUAGACUUGUAUUUCACUCUCAUGUUAUACGUAAAGGUAGCAAUCAUGUCCUAGCCCAAGGUGUGAUCAAGACCUAUGCACAAACGAUAAAGGUCCUGCAGAUUGGGAAUCAAACCAGCUGUUCGGCGCCAGUACAUUAUCGCACUUCAAUUUAGCAACGCAAGGCCACAAUCAAUCACGACAUG
Molecule: messenger RNA, 1456 nt
Organism: Bipolaris sorokiniana ND90Pr
Lineage: Eukaryota; Fungi; Ascomycota; Dothideomycetes; Pleosporales; Pleosporaceae
Exons: 5
Coding region: 132-1271 (379 amino acids)
Molecular function (GO): protein binding
Source: RefSeq, a predicted model, not a curated record